ACUGAUGAAUAUUGAAAUUACACACAAAAAAUAUCUGAUAUCCAUAUUAAAAAAAUCUAAUUACAAAUCCUGUAAGUACAUAAUUUGGGUAGGCCUAUAUAAUGCUGUGGUUGUAUAGCUUCUAUUCAUCAAAACACAAAGAGUCAUAGACAGCUACAGCGAAUCUAUAGCUACCCACCAAUCAAAAUCAAUGGAUAAAAGUGAGCAAGUGACGCAAAAGGGGCCACAGGGUUUUGGGAAGAGAGACUGAGACGAACAGAAAGAGACAAGGGCCUUCUGUCUCAUUCCAGUUUUAUCUUUCAACAGACACUUCGUCUUGUCUAUACCUGGUUAUGGCAUGAACAAAUAGUAGAAACUAGUAAAAUUCCAAGAAGUGACUUUUUCCAAUUUUUUAAAGCUUUUACAGAACAUGCCAACACAUCACCAAGCAACUAGCCUGAAACUGUGGCAGGAGUCGUGGCAUCUGUGAUGCAGUUCAGCAUUGAACAGUGAUGAGAGAUUGAGCUCUAGCAUCUCCACCCUUCAUUACAUCGAGAGAGAGAAUGGAGAGAGUGAGAGAUAAUGGAGAGAGAGAGAUAGGCAAUAGCAAGACAACAUAACAUACACAUCUGCCUACAUUCUGUUCACAAACAGGUUCAGUGUCUACACACACACACAUUAUUCAGCUUUUAUCUUCAUGACAUUUCAUUAAAGCAGAAAGGUCAGAUGCAAGCAGGUUUCUGAUGAGUUCCUCACCUCCUAUGCUCCACCCACAAUUCAUCCAGUAACACACACACACUUUUCCUGUCACCUUAGAAGACACCAAACAAACCACAUGCCACACAUAGGCCAUCAGACGCUCAUAUGUUUUAGGAAUUUCACCUUUUUUCUGCCUGGUCCCUGUUCCAUCUAGGAUUUAGGUGUAUUGUACUUGUUUACCAAAGGAGGAUUCUCAUGCACGUCUUUAUAAGUUCCAGCACAGAGUCGCAUUACAAGGUUUGAAUAGGCUGCAAAGUGGUCUAGACCUGUGCUGUAUAGGUGAGAGAAGGCAUGGAUUAUUUACCCACCCAUAUAGGGAUUACACACAAUCUUAACCCGUCCAUUAGCCCAUUAUACUGGGCCAUCUUAGACAGACAGGCUACCUUACGGACAUCACCCACCACUAUUUCUCUCUUUCUUAACAAAACUCUAAUCCGCUCCUCCAGAAGUUAAAGGUGGCUGACUGAACUAAAAACCCUGUUUCCUUCCUUUGGUUUUCUUUCCGCUGAUGGCUCUCUUUAUUAUAAUUCGGACCCCCAGCCAAGGUGAAAACAGAUGAGAUCUUAUCACUAACAAUCCGGAAACACAAAAUCUUGAAAAGCAUAUCACAUUAUGACAUAUAGAUAUAUAGGCAAGAGACUUAGCGUUGCACACCAAAGAAAAAUAUGUAUAUUUAUAUAUUUUGUAAUGUAACGAAAAAUCUCACAAGCAGCUGCAUUAAAACAAAAAACAAAACUAGGUGGUUAUGGGGGAGUCCUUGGAUUUUAUACAAUAAAAUAAGAGAUUCUUCUCACAAAUCCAAUCCACACUCUUCACAAGCAACAUGGACCCCUGCUGGACAUUUUAGUAAAUGCAGACUAUUCAUUUAGAGACAUUCUGGCAAAAGUAACUUUAGUUGUGGAAAAAAGUCUAGAAGAUAAACAAUUUUUUUAUUUUAUUUAAAAUAUUGAAACACAGUAUCAUUUCUAAGGCCAAAACAUUUAUAUUGUAUUUUAUUUUUAAUAUGUGAACGCAUUAAAAUGACUUUCUAGCUAUUUGUUACUUUUUCUUUGUGAUGGUUUUCUGGGAAACAAAUAUGAAAUACCUACACUGUAAAAAAUACUUUGCUGUCUUAAAUUUUUUUGUUGAAUCAACUCGGAUUUACAAGUCAUUUCAACUUACUAUUAUUUAUCUUGACUUGAGAUGAGUUGUUAUAACUACAAGUGAGUUGUUAUAACUUAUAAAAUAAAGUUGACUUUUCUCAACUAUAUUUUAUAAGUUGUGACAACUCAUCUCUGUUGACAUGACUUGUAAAUCUGAGUCGAUUUAACAAAAAAUGUUAAGGCAGCAAAGUAUUUUUUACAGACAGCGUGACUAAAACAGUUUACACAGUUAAAACAGAGCACAGCUGACUCUUUAAAUCUUUCAACAUAGGCUACUGUAUAUUCAUUCUAUUCUUGUGGCAGAAAACGAGCCUUUUAACAUUAGUUUUGUAAUGUUUUUGGCGAAAUUAGGAGUUUAAACUGCAUCCGAUAGUGAUGAUUUAUGAUGCUACUGACACCUGAACACAUUUAACUAAUCCAGCACUUUUAUUCUGGGGUGGAUUCAUAUACAUUAAACAACAUAAUCGUCGUCUGGCCUCUCAAAAAUGUAAACAAUUUCCUUGACAGUGAAACGAAUCAACUUGACACAAGUUCGGCCUCAGUGACGACAGUCCACACGCCGGUUGUCAUGGUUACACGGAAAGCUAUCAAUUAAGAAGCGGAACAUGUUUCGCUGAUGUGUAAUCUCCCCUGCGACACAAUUUUAAAGAGAGAUAAAUAAAAAUCAUUAUUUCACAAAUCUAAUUGUUAUUUUUAAAUGCACAACCAAACAUUUGCCUCUUAGCAUUGCUCUUAAAUCUAGUCUUUGACAUAUUAAAAGUUUCGUAUUUAUAGGUUACUUCAUUUUGCACUUUAAUCCUAAAGUGCACGUGCUAUCUAAAAAAUAGACCGACUGAACAGAUAAUUGACCUUUAAUUAAAGGAAAUGCAGUUAAAUACUCAAUGUCUACCUAAAAACGGUACAUCAUCGCGAGAUUCGGGUUCAUAACAAAGUGUACAUUGCAAUAAUAAGCUAUUAACAAAAUGAUUAUAUUUAAUAAUAAAUAUCCUACACAUACAAAAAAUGUUGUAAAACCAGCAACAGAAUCCCACAGGUCCAAACUCGCGCAAUAUAACAUGCCUUACAAUUUAAAAAUCGCACUAUUGCACGACUUCACCGCAAUAUUACAUUGACAAGAUAACCGGAGUGCAUCUACGUGAGCAGAUCUAUAACGCACUCCCACGCGCGUGCCCGUUCAUUCAGCACCACAGCGACUGAACAGCGACAGCGUCGAGCGUGCCAAAACGGAGACGCGUACUGUUUAUUUAAACAGUAAAUAAACGUCGAAGGUACAUAGAUGACACAUUCGUGAUUUAUUUAAUUUUAAUCAUCGGAUUUUUAUGUGGAUGAUCUGCGUUUUUAUCGCUAUAACGAAACGUCAAAUGUAACGUGAUUGAGACCAACAACAAUCCACAGGCGUUUAAUACUUUUUUGCGCUCCUUCCUGUGCCGUAAAUCAUGCGACACUUUGAGAUCGUCUGUCCUUCCGAAAGACCAAAAAAGACCAAGAGAGGAGAGGAGGAUCGCGAGCAUCUCUUGUCGAGGCGAGAGCUCCGCCACACCUGACUGUUUUGCGCUGCCUCCGGUUGUGACAUGAAAACUCGGAGCAGAAAGAAACGGAUAAAGGGGCGAAGAGCUGCAAAAGGACACGUGGAUGUGAAAGAAAAAGAUUUCAGAUUCAAGGGGAGACCGAAUACACACAUUAACUCCGAAAGCGAGUGACAAUCACAAGCAUGGGAAUGCCAAAGAUCGAGAGAUGAUCGUGCAACAGUUGUUAACAGGGAUUUUUUGAAUUUAUCAUUCAAUCAUUGUUUUUUUUACUUUAUUGAAAUGUAUUAGUACGUGACGAAUAACUGUAUUAAGCGCUUAUACAGGAUCAGACAGCAGUUUAAAAAAAACACACCCGGACGUGGUUGGUUACCCUAAUUCAGACCCGUUGCAGUCAUGGGCUGCAUUCAGAGCGUCGCCUGUAAGCCCCGCAUUAAACGCGAGAACAUCAUUGUUUAUGACCUGUCAGCUACCAUUGACCAUUGCCCGACAGUGAUCGAGGAAAAUUCACCCAUUGUGCUCCGCUACAAAACCCCGUACUUCAAGGCCUCCGCCCGGAUAGUGAUGCCGCCCAUCCCUCGCAAUGAAGCUUGGGUGGUGGGCUGGAUUCAAGCGUGCACUCAGAUGGAGUUUUACAACACUUAUGGAGAUCUUGGCAUGUCAAGCUGGGAGCUGCCGGAGUUAAGAGAGGGACUCGUGAAAGCCAUCAGCGACUCGGAUGGCGUCAGCUACCCGUGGUACGGAAACACCACCGAAACGGUGACCCUCUCCGGACCCACGUCCAAACCCUCACGCUUCACCGUCAGCAUGAACGAUAACUUCUAUCCCAGCGUAACGUGGGCUGUACCGGUGAGCGAGAGCAACGUGCCUUUGCUAACGCGAAUCAAGCGGGACCAGAGCUUCACCACUUGGCUGGUGGCUCUAAACAUGGCCACGCAGGAGAAGAUCCUUCUCCAGACAGUCAAGUGGAGGAUGAAGGUGGACAUCGCCGUUGACCCUUCCAAGCCGCUGGGCUCUCGAGCGAGACUCGCUGGCAGGCUGUACCAGGACCAACCUAAGGUGUUGGCCCAUAUGGAACCCAUUCCUACUAAUGCUCUGGGCAACCCCAAUGCCAAUGAUGCCCAAGUGCUGAUGUGGAGACCCAAGCGAGGCCCGCCAUUAGUGGUCAUCCCAUCUAAGUAGCAGGGUAUGAGAAACUAGGAGCACUAGUUUAAAGAUCUGUUAAGUAAAUUUGCCUUAAUCCACACUGCUGCCUUUAAACAGAUACUUGGUUUCUAAAUGGUCCUCGAGACACUAAACUCUGACUUGUACAUUUGCCUUAAACCUCUUUGAAGUCAAGAAUUAAAGAGAAAAACAGUCUGAUACACCGAAGGCUGUUGAUAUCAGGAUAUUAUA
Messenger RNA from Misgurnus anguillicaudatus (oriental weatherfish), 4801 nucleotides. RefSeq names its product family with sequence similarity 78 member Bb (gene fam78bb). The record is from RefSeq and is a predicted model, not a curated record. Lineage: Eukaryota; Metazoa; Chordata; Actinopteri; Cypriniformes; Cobitidae.